Patiria miniata (bat star) is the source of this 2312-nucleotide messenger RNA. RefSeq lists its product as uncharacterized. Lineage: Eukaryota; Metazoa; Echinodermata; Asteroidea; Valvatida; Asterinidae. The record is from RefSeq and is a predicted model, not a curated record. The transcript is spliced from 7 exons. Bases 251 to 2149 code for a protein of 632 amino acids.
GAAUUGUACAUCUAAACUCCAAUAAAAUUUGCCGUUGCUCAAUGGCUCAGCGCGUAGGGUCUGUUUAUUGUACACGUGCUAGGCAGCGCUACUGUAUAUACACAGAGCCCGAGAGCUCUUAUCUCUAUGUGUCCAAGGUCAUCUGGCUGUGCGCUUUGGCCACUUUACAAGGGGUCCUUUUGACCACAAAGGAUUUGAUAUGCAAAGUCUAACCACAUCAACGACGACGCCCAUGAACUUGUAACCUUGAAUGGCUGUGUCGACGACGUGUACACUAACAAGAACAUGUUGUCACGCUGAAACUAAAUCCAGAAGGGAAGAGAACAUGGAAACGAAAUCACUGCCGAGUCUGUUCAACAAUCAGGACCACUAUGAUAAGGCUUUCAAAGUCUUCUGCGCUCGGUCUGCCAAAUUCAAGGCGUACUGUGACUGGGUGGACGGUGUGUUUAGCGAGGCGGUGGUUGGUAGGCUCCAGGUCACACUGGACGGAGAAGAAGAGCUACGGGUCAUGGGAGUAGGCAGUGGGUCAGGUGAGAUGGAUUGUUUGAUGUUGGAGCAGCUCAAAAAGCGUUUCCCGCUCAUCAAUAAUCGUGUAGUUGACCCUUCUCAGAAGUUGCUGGUCCAAUACAAGGCAUUUGCUCAAACGAAGGCUCACCAGCUACACGGUGUUAAGUUUGACUUUCGGCAGCAGACUAUUGAGCAAUACCAAGAGGCGGGAUAUGUGACCAAGUUCCAUUUCAUCAGCGCAGUUCACUCCAUGUACUACGUGGACAACUUUGAUAGCUCCGUGAUGUAUCUGUACGACUUACUGAUCCCAGGAGGAGCAUUACUUGUGAUCCUAAGGCAAGAAAACACCGGAUGGCAGCGAUUUCUGGACCGCUUUCCUCAACUUUAUGGUCGGGCCGGUUGUGACCUACAAGUAACUUCGAGGGAUUUACUCAAUUUAUUGGACCGCCGUGGCAUCCCGUACACGCAGUACCACCAACCCACGAGCUGCGACAUCACCAAGUGCUUCGACGAAGCUUCUGAGGAAGGCAGCCUGCUGGUGGAUUUCCUGACCCAAACCGUUCACUUCAAGGAGGCGGCGGCCGAAGACGAACAGAGAUCCAUGAUGGAGUAUCUUGCAAGCAGCGACUGCUCCGAGAGGAAAAAUGAGGCCAUACUGCUGAACAUUCCCCUGGAUGCAGUAGUAAUAAUUAAGCAACAAGAAUUCAAUUGUUGUCACGCUGAAACUACAUCCAGAAGGGAAGAGAACAUGGAAAGGAAAUCACUGCCGAGUCUGUUCAACAAUCAGGACCACUUUGAUAAGGCGUACAAAGUCUUCUGCGCUCGGUCUGCCAAAUUCAAGACGUACUGUGACUGGGUGGACGGUGUGUUUAGCGAGGCGGUGGUUGGUAGGCUCCAGGUCACACUGGACGGAGAAGAAGAGCUACGGGUCAUGGGAGUAGGCAGUGGGUCAGGUGAGAUGGAUUGUUUGAUGUUGGAGCAGCUCAAAAAGCGUUUCCCGCUCAUCAAUAAUCGUGUAGUUGACCCUUCUCAGAAGUUGCUGGUCCAAUACAAGGCAUUUGCUCAAACGAAGGCUCACCAGCUACACGGUGUUAAGUUUGACUUUCGGCAGCAGACUAUUGAGCAAUACCAAGAGGCGGGAUAUGUGACCAAGUUCCAUUUCAUCAGCGCAGUUCACUCCAUGUACUUCGUUGACAACUUUGAUAGCUCCGUGAUGUAUCUGUACGACUUACUGAUCCCAGGAGGAGCAUUACUUGUGAUCCUAAGGCAAGAAAACAACGGAUGGCAGCGAUUUCUGGACCGCUUUCCUCAACUUUAUGGUCGGGCCUGUUGUCACCUACAAGUAACUUCGAGGGAUUUACUCAAUUUAUUGGACCGCCGUGGCAUCCCGUACACGCAGUACCACCAACCCACGAGCUGCGACAUCACCAAGUGCUUCGACGAAGCUUCCGAGGAAGGCAGCCUGCUGGUGGAUUUCCUGACCCAAACAGUUCACUUCAAGGAGGCGGCGGCCGAAGACGAACAGAGAUCAAUGAUGGAGUAUCUUGCAAGCAGCGACUGCUCCGAGAGGAAAAAUGAGGCCAUACUGCUGAACAUUCCCCGGGAUGCAGUAGUAAUAAUUAAGCAACAAGAAUUCAAUUAAUUUUAUCAACAAUAAUCAAGCCACUAUACAAAUACAAAAUUUCCGAAAAGUUAUUUCUUUAAACUGGGCCGGAAAAGUUACCUCAAACCUGUGGAAAGUUACUUCAAAGUGAACUCAUUGCGUCCAAGCUUGUGCAGAUCACACCAUAGAGCAAGGACCCAAG